Dibothriocephalus latus is the source of this 330-nucleotide messenger RNA. The record is from the annotation of a GenBank genome assembly. Lineage: Eukaryota; Metazoa; Platyhelminthes; Cestoda; Diphyllobothriidea; Diphyllobothriidae.
AUGUCUGAUGAAUCCGGAGAGGAAAUUAUUUAUAACGCCUUCGAUGCCUACCUCAACAUCGGCAGACACUUGAUAAAGCGGAAGGCAUUCGCCAGAGCCCUGAUCUACCUGGAUGAGAUAGAUGACAAAGCAGAAAAAAUAACAAGCCUAAAACCCGAGAAAAUUGUUUACUUUUUUGGUUUACUUCUUUUUGAGCAAUCUGUUUACCUCUGUCUUUCACAAUAUCCUUACGCUUCCUCCUCAUCCUUCUCCCUCUCCUCAAGCCCGCCAAAAUCUUAUUCUUUUCCCCUUGCUGCCUCGCACAUUUGCCCACAGUCCGUUGUUGCGUAG